This is a messenger RNA of Cyprinodon tularosa, 3265 nucleotides long. RefSeq names its product Scm like with four mbt domains 1 (gene sfmbt1). The record is from RefSeq and is a predicted model, not a curated record. Gene Ontology annotation, biological process: regulation of DNA-templated transcription. The coding region runs from base 190 to 2793 and encodes 867 amino acids. Gene Ontology annotation, molecular function: histone binding; transcription corepressor activity. Lineage: Eukaryota; Metazoa; Chordata; Actinopteri; Cyprinodontiformes; Cyprinodontidae. The transcript is spliced from 21 exons. Gene Ontology annotation, cellular component: nucleus.
UUUUCAUUAACGCUGGAUUAACGCUGCUGCGAGAGCGAGCAGGCGAAGAGAAACGGCAUCUAAAAAAGCGACUUGGAAAAACUACUUAUCGUUUGGAGCCAUUUUGAGUCAUUCUCUCACUGCCGGCAAACAUCUUUUCUGCACUGAUCCUUCUCAGAGCUUCGAGCCUCGGCCUUGAGGGGGACCAGCAUGAGCCAGGCGACGCUCGAGUCUGAUGGAGAUGUUGCUCAGGAUGGGGCUGACUUUAGCUGGGAUGACUACCUGGAGGAGACUGCAGCCGUGGCUGUGCCCCAUCACGCCUUCAAACAUGUGGACCAGGGCCUCCAGACAGGACUGACCCCAGGUAUGAAGUUGGAGGUAUGUGUCCGCUCAGAGGCCGACAGCCCUUACUGGGUUGCCACUAUCAUCACCACAUGUGGCCAGCUGCUGCUGCUGCGCUACGAAGGCUACCAGGAUGACCGGCGCGCCGACUUCUGGUGCGACAUCAUGACGACAGACCUCCACCCAUUGGGCUGGAGCCGGCAGCACGGCAAGACCAUGAGGCCCCCCGAAGGUGUGCGUGAGAAACAUCCAGAGUGGGAGGCUCUGCUACAGAAGGCCUUGGCUGAGGAUUGCGGAGCGCCUGCCAGUCUGCUGGAAAUGCCCCAACGCGGCAGAGACCCGCUGGAGCUGCUGACGGCCGGCUGUUACGUGGAGCUGCAGGACAGCACCGACCCGGGGUCGGCCUGGGCCGCCGAGGUGGAGGAGAAUGUUGGAGGAAGGCUGAAGCUGCGCCUGCUGGGGACCGAGGGCCUCCCAGACACACCUGCAACCCUCUGGCUCUUUUAUCUUCACCCACGCCUACACCCACCCGGCUGGGCCCAGGAGCACGGCUGCACCCUGAGGCCCCCAUCAGAACUGCUGGCGCUGCGUACUGAGGAAGAGUGGGAGGAGGUGAAACAGAGGAUUACCUACCUUCCUCAGGAUGAAGCCCUGACGGCAGAGUUUGCUAAGGAUCAGCCUGCUGUCGCUGAUCAUUGUUUUAAAGAAGGGAUGAAACUAGAAGCUGUUGACCCUGCUGCACCCAUCUCCAUCAGGCCUGCAACUGUCACCAAGGUGUUUGAUGAGAAAUAUUUCCUGGUGACAAUGGACGACCUCUGUGGAAUAGAGGAGCCGGAAGGGGCAGGACGAUCCUUCCUUUGUCACAGAGACAGUCCAGGGAUCUUCCCAGCACAGUGGAGUCUAAAGAACGGGCUCCCUCUAUGCCCACCACCAGGUUUCCAGGGUUCCGACUUUGACUGGGCAGACUACCUAAAACAGUGCGAGGCCGAGGCUGCUCCUCAGCACUGCUUCCCAAAUGAGCAGUAUGAACACAGCUUCAAAGAGGCCAUGAAACUAGAGGCCGUCAACCCAGUGUCACCAGAGAACAUUCAUGUGGCAACUGUCACGAGGGUUAAAGGGCAGUACGUUUGGCUCAGCCUGGAAGGUCUGAAGCAGCCAAUGCCAGAGCUGAUAGUUCACGUGGAUUCACUCGACAUUUUCCCCGUCAGCUGGUGUGAGACAAACGGCUACCCUCUGGUUUACCCCAUCAAGCCCUCAGUAGAGAAGGAAAGAAAAAUUGCUGUUGUGCAGCCUGAGAAACACAGAACUCCCCCCAAGUCCUCCUCACCUGAUGCUGUCAAACAGCAGAUGGCCAAUCAGUCUGAGGCGGGUGGACAGGGGAAUGGUAAAUACUGCUGUCCAAAGAUCUACUUCAAUCAUCGCUGCUUCUCAGGGCCAUACCUUAACAAAGGUCGCAUCUCUGAGCUGCCUCAGUUCAUCGGUCCUGGGAACUGUGUCCUCGUUCUCAAAGAGGUAUUGACUCUGCUGAUAAACUCUGCAUACAAGCCGAGCCGUGUGCUGAGAGAGCUGCAGCUGGAUCAGGAGAGCCGCUGGCAAGGCCACGGAGAGACACUCAAAGCCAAGUAUAAAGGAAAAAGUUACCGGGCCACUGUUGAAAUUGUCCGCACCGCAGAUCGGGUGGCAGACUUCUGCAGGAAGACGUGCGUUAAGCUGGAGUGUUGCCCUAACCUGUUUGGACCUUGCAUGGUUCUGGAGCACUGUUCAGAGAACUGCUCUGUUCUGACAAAGACAAAAUACACAUAUUAUUGUGGAAAGAAGAAGAGUAAACGUGUUGGCCGUCCUCCUGGGGUUCACACCAACAUGGAUGGGACAGUAAAGAGGAGAGGCCGGCGGAGGAAGAGGAGGAAGCAGCUUUUUGUCCAUAAGAAGAGACGCUCUUCGGCCUCAGUGGACAACACACCAGCCGGCUCUCCACAGGGCAGUGGAGAAGAGGAAGACUUGGAUGAAGAUGACUCCCUGAGUGAAGACACUGGCUCCGAGAUGCAGGAUGACCUUCAAGAUGACUCUGAGCAAUCUGUUGAAAAAUCUCAGCCCGCCACGCCGUCACCAUCUCCACCACCAACACCCAGGCCCUCACGGAGACGCCGGAAACCUCGCUCACCUUCCUUCUCUGAUGAUGAGAACCAUCCUCCUUCACCCAAGACGUCAAAGGCUGAACCUCCUCAGAAGCUGUGUUUGGACACGAGUCCACUGGAGUGGAGUGUUUCUGAUGUGGUUCGCUUCAUCAGGACCACUGACUGUGCACCUCUUGCAAGGAUUUUCUUGGAUCAGGAAAUUGACGGACAGGCCCUUUUGCUACUGAACCUUCCCACCGUACAGGAGUGCAUGGAUCUUAAGCUGGGACCGGCCAUAAAGCUGUGCCACCACAUCGAGAGGGUCAAACUGGCUUUUUAUCAACAGUUUGCUACGUAGUCGACGGGGAAAGUUAACAGGACACGGCUGCUUCCUGUUAAGCGAUUUAAUCCUGUAAAAAUGUGGACGUUUUAUUUAAAUUAGAAUUUUUAAAUUUUACUUUUGUCUGUUUUUGCUUUUGUUUUUUGUUUUCUUUUUACACUGGAAAUCAUUUUCCUUUUUUGUAUGAAUUGCAUCCUUUUAAAUUAGCUCAAAUCUAAGAAGUCAUAAAUUAUUAUUUUCGCUUACAUAGGGCCACAAAGACAUGAAAUAACCAAACAUUUCACUCCAUAAAGUAUCAGAUGUGAAGCAAAUUACUGACAAAAAGAUAUGAAUUGAAUAUGUGUAAAAUGCAUCAGAUCAUAUCUUUUUUUUAUGGAAAAUUACACUAAUUUCAAGGACCCUCUGUUUGAAUUUCAUCUCCUUGAUAUUUUUUUUCCCUUAUACUGUCAAGUAGCCUCUACAAAGAUAAUCAAUAUUCUUUACUCUUUCA